Messenger RNA from Galeopterus variegatus (Sunda flying lemur), 537 nucleotides. RefSeq names its product IQ motif containing F1 (gene IQCF1). Gene Ontology annotation, molecular function: calmodulin binding. The record is from RefSeq and is a predicted model, not a curated record. Lineage: Eukaryota; Metazoa; Chordata; Mammalia; Dermoptera; Cynocephalidae. Bases 1 to 537 code for a protein of 178 amino acids. The transcript has 2 exons.
AUGGAUAACCCUACUGAAGACAAUGAGCCUCAGCAUAAGGAGAAGCCGGCUGAUUCCCCUGCAGCACCACAAGCCUCAAAAGAGGAGGCAGAGUCACCGGAAAACCUAAAGAAGCCCCCUGAGAAAGAUCCAGUCACAAAGAUCCAGGCCUGGUGGCGGGGCACACUGGUACGUCGGGUGCUGCUGCAUGCAGCCCUCAGGGCCUGGAUUAUCCAGGGCUGGUGGCGGCUGAUACUGUCCAGGCUUUUGGAGAAGAGGCGGCAGGCAGCAUUGGAGAAUUUUUCACGGGAGGAGUGGGCAGCGGUCAGGCUGCAGUCCUGGGCUCGCAUGUGGCGCAUCCGCCGGCGCUACUGCCAGGUGCUCAAUGCUGCCUGCAUCAUCCAGGCCUACUGGAGGUGCCACUCCUGCUCAUCCCGGGGUCUCAUCAAGGGCCACUACAAAGUCACGGCCAGCCAGCUGCAUCUUGAGCUGGAGAUCUUGCUGGGCUCAGGGCCUUGCAUUGUGACAGAGUGUAUUCCCCUCCCAAUAAAGCAGUGA